UUAAUGCAGCCGAGAACCAGCUUCUGUCUGACAUCGUAACUUGGUGAACUCGCUGCAUUAAAUAUCAGUUUUUAUAUGUUGUAUUUGUUCGCUAUAACAACGCAAUUAUACGUGUCAAUUGGAUUAUUCCAGACAAGUGACAAUGGGAGUGGACCUGCAAAUAUACCGCCAACGAAUAGGAGGGUUCAAUGGUUACCGAACAAGCGGCAGCGCCCAAAGCACGGAGGGAACUCGAGCCUCAAGCAUCAGUUGGAGAGAUGUGCUCGGAGCCGUUGGGUUUAUUGGAAUGCUGCUUCUUAUGGCAGGGAUUGAGAGCAACCCUGGCCCUGGACAGUAUCCGGAUAGAGGAUUGACUCCGAAAGAUAUUGCAAAGGUUUCCCAGUACAUAACACUGAACUGGCAACUUCUAGCAGUGGAAUUCGAUAUUAGUACUGUCGAAAUUCAGAGGAUAGAAAUGGAAAAUAGCUCUGUAGCGCUGCGAGUUAACAGAAUGCUCAACCUUUGGACAGACAACAAAAGAGAUGGUGCAAAUGUCUCCACACUUUUGACAGCACUAGAAGAAUACCCCAGCAUAAGUGUGAACUGGGAAGAAGUAGCAAAAGUUUUUGGCGUCGAUGUCUUGCAUCAACGUCAAAAAAGGGUGCAUUCCACUGUUUCCGAAUCGGACUUCAACGAAUACGUUGUACCGGGAGUGGACCCAAGACACAAGCGGCGAGAGACAAUUUUUCAAAUAAUGGAUAUCCUUGGAUUAGAAAAACAUAGAUUGUCUGAUAGAAAAAUAUCAGUGCACGAUGUGAUUGCGAAUGGGUUCUCACAGCGGACUGGCAACCCCCGAGACGUUGUCUGGAUAUUACUGAACGGGAUUUUAAACGCAAACUCAGAUAUAAGAGAUAGUAUAGGAAAAAUUUGUUUUUCUGAAGAAGAAAAUAGAAAACCGGCUACAAAAUCACGAGCCAUGGACUUGCUUACAGGUUCCGAUACUAUGGAAUGCAAAGAGCUGAGUCCGCUUGAUGUAUUCUUUGUUGUUUUUCAGUGCUGUGACUCAAGAUUAAGGAUUUUGAUUGCAAAAAGAUUAUACAUGUGUAAGCUGGCAAUUCCAUUUAUGUUUGAUAGCUUCGAGGAGAACUACAAGUUUAUGGUUUCGAUUUGGCCUAUGAGAACAAUUGCUGUGCAAACGGUAGAGAAAUAUAGCGAAACGCGUAUGUUCAACUCCAAAUCUCGGUUGAUCGCAUUUGCAAGAUUUGGAAAUACAGGAAGUACGUCUAAAUCGUUGUUGCUUAAUGCAGUAUUAUCGAACGAGAAUUUCCCAACGUUUUAUAAUAGGGAGUGCCAAUCGGGGAUGUUAAAAAGAAAUGUAAGUAAUGGUUGUAUGGAGAUCUUUUUUGUUCCAGCAUUUGAAGAGGGAGGAAUUUGCACAUAUGUUAACUUAAGGGGAAAUAUCAAUGGCGAUUUGGAAGAAAACUGUCUUCAAUUCAUUGGAAAGAUUUCAGAUGUUCUCAUUAUUCUUACCAGAGCAAGCUAUCUUAGUGAAAACCUUUCCAAGUUUGAAAAUUUGGUUGUCGGAUUUGGAAAAACAGUCGUUGUAUUUACCGAUGAAAAGCUCAACGCAAAUGAAAAGAUCAUAAAGGCGUUUGAAGGUAUAGAUUCUCUUAAAUAUCGUGGUAUUCCUAUUGACAUAACUGAUAGCCAUAACAAAGGUGUGUUGAAAAACACUAGAGCUAUAGCAACUAAAUUAUUAGAUUAUAUUCGUGACCUGCCUUUAUCAAAAUCAAUGUCGGACCGACUGAAGUAUCAAGACUUAAAUACAUCGAUAUUGAUCGACGAAAAGAUAAACGAAUCUGUGAUUGGGAGGAAGCAGGCAUACGAGGUAAUGGUUGCCAUGAAAAUAGACUUGUCCCACGUUGAGAGUAGUGAAAAACACAUUCGAAAAAAUACAUUUUGGAAACGGGCUGUUACACCUGGUUCUUAUAGCUACUCUCGAGAAAUUAGUAGAAUUAUAAAACGAAUUCACAGAAAGCCUAAUGAUGAACAAAAUAAUAGUUUAAUAAGCUUGAGAAAAGAAAUGGUUGGAAAAGUCUCAAAUGGAAUUAAGAAGCUUGUUCAGUGCUUCAUAGAAGACAAAACUAAGCCGAUUGUUUUGUACUUUACUUUUGAGUGGUUGAGCAUUUUGAUAGAAUUAGAAACGUACCCAACCCUUCACGAUUACACUUCUUUGUAUGUGAAAGUGAAACAAAACAACGAAGCGAAGAAAGAAAGAGUUCAAAAUGAAGUGGAUGAUCCAAUUGUCGUAGAAGAAAUUAAAUUGGCUGACGAUUUCUUAAAGCAGAUAGAAGCCAAUAUUCAACAAGCUUCUAUAACUGUAGAACAUCUCUUUAGAGAAAUUGUGCACAUUUGCGAUGCCUCCAUUGAAACAGAGGAAUAUAGUGAAGCAAUCGACAAGCAAUCAGUACAUGAUAUCGCCGAUGCCUUUUCCAAUGAAAUGCUCAACUGCACCUCUUUCGAAAUAAUAGACAGUGACACCGAUUUUAUGCCUAGAGAAUGGAUGAGAUUCGUCACAAGUAAAGCUUGCAAGAAAAUACCUCAGUCAAGAAUAAUAACAGUUUCUGUGCUCGGAUGCCAGAGUGUAGGAAAAUCCACAUUGUUGAAUCUCAUGUUUGGAACAGACUUCAAAGUUGGUUCAGGUUGUACUACAAAAGGUGUACACGCACAACUCGUACCUAUCCAAGACUCAAACUCAGGCCUUCCAUUUCAGUACAUUUUUGUAAUUGACACAGAAGGUUUACGGAAUCCGGAAACUGAAACCGUAAUGGGACCUAAUUUAAGAGACAAAGAACUGGCAACAUUUGUGAUGGGUUUAGCUGAUAUUUCACUUAUAAAUAUCAUGGGUGAGAACCCUUCCUAUAUGAAGGACAUUUUACAAGAAGCCGUUUCAAUACUUGUUCGACUUUACCGCACAAAUAAGUCCUUACAUGUCGGAACAUCUUGCAUGUUUAUUCACCAUAAUAUAUCUGAGUCAAAUGUUUAUGCUCAAACAAAAGAAGGUAUAGAUAAUACAAUACGGAAUCUCGAUGAAGUUACCAGGACAGCUGCUGAAAAUGAAAAUAUGCAUACAAUCAAAACGUUUAAGGAUGUUAUUGAGUUCAGUGCCUCGACUGAUGUUUUGCAUGUUCCAACAUAUUUACAAGGACCAUUAAACAGAGUUAAUCAGGCUUACAGUAAACGUUUAUCAGAAUUGAAAAGAACUAUUUUAGAAAAAUCUAGAAAUUCACGAAAACUGAAAUCUUUAGAAGAAGUGUUUACCCGGGCAGACAAUUUGUGGGAAGGUCUACUAGCCGAAGAUUUUGUAAUUUCAUUUCGAAAUAGCCUUGAAUUGAAAGCUUAUCGGGACAUGCAAGUAAAGAUUAAUACCGAACUAGCAAACUUUGAGUCACACUAUUUGGAAAAAUACAUAACGAUAACACAGACUCGGUUUUCGCAAGCAACUUGUAAGAAGCAGUUAGAUAUCGAAAAGAAAAACAUUCUUGAGGAAACCCGUCAACACUUGCUCUAUACAGCAGAACAAUCAGAGGUGAAAACAGUUGAAUCAAUUUAUCAGAAAAAAGCCCAGGAAGAAUGCGAAUACACGGAGUUAAUUGGAAAGUGGAAGCAAGGCAUACAAUACAGAGUUCAUGGAUGCAUACUGGAAAUGAUACAUGACGUAAAAAAUACAACUGAUAAACUUUUUGACAAAAGGCUUAUGGAAAUAGAGACCUCAUUGCCCGAAGAUAAAAACCACAAAUUUAUCAAAAGGGUGACGGAAGAAGCAGCACAAUUAAGUUCACAGCAUUUGACAGAAGCAUUAAUAAAUGACAGAUUUGAGGCGUGUUGGAGUAGCUAUUUAAGUGAUAUCGACCUCAGUCAAACGACAGAUCACAAAGUCGAUUUGAAGGCUGCCUUUGAUAGAUAUUUUCAGAUACAGUAUGGAUGUGAGAAUAGUGCUGAAUGGCUGGCUACUCAUCAAAAAUCUCAAAUAGAUCCAGAAACGUUCACAGAAACAGUUCAACUAGAUGAAAAUGACUUUAAAUUGUCCAAACAUUUUAAGUCAAAUUGCAAAAUGAUCGUGGAAGGAAUACGCUUUAAAAUAUUAGCUUUGUGUAGUUCGGAAUGUGAGGUCAAUAAGAAAGAUGUAAAUGAAUUUCUAGCGUUUAUGGAUUCAGAAAUAGCACGGUUUACUUCUGGCGGUUUCGAAAUAAGUGACAAUUUUAAAAUGAAAUUGGUAACUCACUUUUGUCACUUUGCUUUAGACCGGUUGAAUGAUCACAACGAUAAUUUCUACAGCAUGAACGGUACCACGGCUCAUAUUGAACGAUUCAAACGAAGAAUGAGAAGUAAAUUUGAUUCAAUCGUCCUCAACUGGACAAACAAGAAAACAGUGGCUGAACGGUUUUGUGACGAGAUCAAAACGGCCAUUAGAAAAACCAUUCCUGUUCGUUUGCAAACCAAACAAAAACAAAUGGUGUUCGAGAAGAUGACAGAUAAAGGGACAUUCCUGCUAAUGAUUCACACAGAUUUGCUAGAAAAAGACGAAUUUUUGGAGUUUGAUUUUUACAUUCAGCACCCAGAGAUUUCUGCAGAACGAUGGUUUCAAACCCAAUGCGAGAAACUCUUAAAGGACAAGGAAGGCAUUUGCAAAUUUGCCUGCGAUGAAAUUGUCUUAAUGUUUGAUGAAAUAUGUACGGUCCUGAAUAAUCACUUUCAGCGUUCACAUGGUGAUUAUGUUAUGUCUUUAGAUGAAUGGUUUACACGGAUAUUACCUGGCUUAGCAAAGUAUGGACUUUGUAAACAACAGUUCAGUUAUUUCGAAAAGGUUUUCGGGAAGAACAUUGAUGAUGUUAAGGCUUUUAUUUCGUUGAUAACCAGUGGCGAUGGUUUUCUUAACAGAUGCAAAAAGGAACUGCAACAGGAGAUACAAACAAAGCCAGUGUUUUGUGAUUCAAGUCUCCUAUUUAGAAAGUUUUCGCGCAUUUGGGGAUGUUUGGAAAGUUGCCCGUUCUGUGGUGAGCCCUGUAGGUGGGAGACCGGUCACUUACACAACGAACAGAAACACUCCUGCUUUCAGCAUAGACCGGGUUGUUGUAAGGGAAAUAAUUUUCUGAAAACAGAUGAGGCUUGUUUGGAAGCUUGCAAUUUUAACGUACAGUCCAAUAUCUCCUUUAACUGCGAAACAGCGGGCAAUAUUUGCGGACCGGAAUGCACAGAGAAAUGGCAUAAAUUUAAGGAAUACAAAAAGUUGUUUCAAGAUUGGGAUAUUUCUCCUUCUACGGAUACACACAACAGUUCUGUCUAUUGGAAAUGGUUUGUAGUUCAUUUCAAAAAAGAACUCCAAGAGAAAUAUGAUCUAAAGCUUGGCAACAUUCCUGAAUCAUGGACAAAAAUUAAGAAGACGCAAGCUAAACGGUCUUUGAAAUCAGAUUACUGCAUUUAGAAAGUUCAUCUCUCUUGUUAUGUAUGCUUACUAAUGCAUAAUUGUUUGAUAGUUUGCAUUAUGUUAUAUUUCUGAACUUUUUGCUCGUCCACAAGACAAUCGGGCUUUGCAUGAAAUUAUGUCAACAUAUGUGUUACUUACACUGUUUCUGCAUACAAAUAUGUAUCCAUUGUAUUGUAAUACAUUGCAUUGUACAGUUUUGUGUUGUAUAGGUGUGUGAUUGAGUGUGUGUGUUUCGGUGCUUCAAUUAGUAUUGUUCUGUAACAUAAAAGUAUUCACUUUAGCUUAAUAUAUAUUUGCCUGAAAAUGACUCAAGCAAAUUGAUUAACAUUAAAUGUAUCUUUAUGCAUAUGCAAUUGUAUAAUUAUAUAUGUUUAUAUCAAUAUGUAAUAUUUAUGGAGAUAUUCGAUGUAUUUUGAUAAAUUUUUUAUAAAGUUCGUAGUGCUGUGUUUUUCAAUUUGUAAUUUUUCGUGUUUAUUUUUACAUGUACAUGUAUUUUAUAGAUAGAAAUUAAGGCAUGAAUCCACAUAUAACUGUUUUCCCCUGUAUCUAAAUUUUUUACGUGUAUUCAAUUGCAGACAUGAGUAUAUGUUUUGUACUAUGUUUGCAUCUUCUAUUAUUUUUUAACUAUUUACUUAUUCUCAGUAAAUCAAUAGUGGUUCGGGCAUAUAUACUUUAUUGCGACCUUUAUCGUCCAAUUCACUAAAUAAGUGCUUUAUGGAUACUGAUGUAAAUAUUGUAUUUUAUUUGUUAGAUAUAUACAGAAAUGUAAUGCUUUCAUACAUCCAAAGUUUUGUUUACAAGUGAAAUAAAAU
Messenger RNA from Mya arenaria, 6279 nucleotides. RefSeq names its product interferon-induced very large GTPase 1-like. Gene Ontology annotation, biological process: signal transduction. The transcript has 6 exons. The record is from RefSeq and is a predicted model, not a curated record. Bases 143 to 5464 code for a protein of 1773 amino acids. Lineage: Eukaryota; Metazoa; Mollusca; Bivalvia; Myida; Myidae. Gene Ontology annotation, molecular function: protein binding; GTP binding.